Danaus plexippus (monarch butterfly) is the source of this 3135-nucleotide messenger RNA. RefSeq lists its product as uncharacterized. Lineage: Eukaryota; Metazoa; Arthropoda; Insecta; Lepidoptera; Nymphalidae. The record is from RefSeq and is a predicted model, not a curated record. Bases 179 to 1015 code for a protein of 278 amino acids. The transcript has 8 exons.
UCACCGCGACGGCCGCACGUGAUGAUCGGCGACAAUUAUCUACAAUAAACAGCCUAUCGGUUAUGUCGUUUUGACGUAAUCUCGUGGCGAUUUAAUAAUAUAUUGUAGAUUUUUUUUGGAAGGUAAUUUUCCUCGAUCCAUUCCGCUUUGACAGUCGAGAGGGCGCCGAAGUAACAGUAUGUCUAUUCUGCGCUCCAUAAUCCUGGCGUGUGUCUGCGUUUGCGCGGUCAGCCAGCGCAUUGACCAGGAGCCGCUGCUGUCUCCCAGACCAGCCAGGGUGAGAGACAGGGAUCUCAAACCUGACGAACCGACCUGCGACCAGCUUAAGGCCAUGUGGAGGUUUUCCAAGCGUCAAGCACGGGCCCCAGAGAUUAUCAACGAAGUGAGUUCAUACCGCGACCCUCUCAUGUAUAAUGAGUGGCCAGUCUACACCGCAAUGCCCCGGGCAGCUCCAAGAUUCAGAUACCAGUACCCACCCAUCCCAAGGGAAGCUUACGGCCGGGUCAUCACAAAAGCGCCUCCGAACGUCGUGCGUACUCCCGACUAUGGCGAGAUGUUUGGUAUGCUGAACGUGCCUCAAGCGUCUGGCAAGGUGCUGCGUUACUCCGGCCCCUCUAGACAACGGGGAGGUUCCACUUUCAUGGUUCCACCUCAGAGAGACAGAUUCGAAGCGCUGAAAAAGCUAAUCCGACAAGAACAUGUUCGUGAAUUACAGAGGAAAUAUGAAACGGAGCAAAAACAAGAACUAAAAGAGAUUGCCGCUGGACGAGGGGGUGACGACUACGUGUAUGGGACUUACGGUGAACAGGAACCGAGGGGUUUGCAGAACUUGGAGUACGCUGAUGAAGGAGGUGCUCAUUGGCAGCCAGGACACGGAAAGAAACCUCAAACCAACAGCCGUCAGGUAUCCCAAUUCUCUCGUUACUCCGACGUGAUGCUACCACCAGUCCGCCGAACAUUCUACCACCCGUACUUAGAUUACGUACUACCUGAAUACGUACCGUACGGCUAUUGAAACGGACAGGAUAUUCCAGAACGAUCGAGAACAUUCCAGAAGUAUCCAGAAGUAAAUCCGGGCUUAAUUCUCAACCGGUAACUUUCCAUAUCUGAAGCAUAUCUUCGCUUAGCUAGAAAACUCAGAACCGAGCUUCGUGCGUUCCUUCUAUCGCAAUAUUUUUUAUAAUUAUAAAAUUUGUUUUUCUUUUCGUCUAUAGAUAUGCGAUAUUUAACCAAAAUUUACGAUCGCAUUAUAUUUAUAUAGAUAUAAGAUUAGCGUUUCAAUUGUAUUACAGCGUUAGGCUGUUAGUAUAGUAUUUAAUAUCUGUGGAACUUACAUAUGACAAUACAGUUUUCUCCAUUAUUACAAGAUCAAUUACAUGCACCGGUCAAUUUUGGAGAAGACAUCGAACGGACAAUAAGAAAUUUAAAAAAAUAAUAAUAAUAAUAAUAAAAAGUUUACAAUUCUUUGUAUUAGUAGUUUAGGAAUGUUUGAAAAUAUAUGACAUUAAACAUUUUAAUAUAAUAUUUAUUUAAUGGCGGUUACAAAUUCAAUGUUCUGGCAUGUCACUGAAGGACGAUAAUGUUGAUAUUUAAUAUAUAUAAUAUUUAAAUUUACUAAAAUUUUAUAAAACAUAUUGAUUCAACAUAUAUAAUAAUAUAUUUCUUCGUUUUGAAUAUACUUAAAUAAUUUAGAUACAAAAUCCGACAAUACGUUUGCUUUAUCCGGUAACACGAACGCUAGUAGCUGAUUUAUUAUAUAUUUUACAACGUUACCUUUUAGAUAUUAAGGUUUUAAAUUAAUCUUUUGAAUGUUUUUUAAUAUCUAAAUCAUGAAUUUUAUUCAUAUUUUAUAUUUUUAGCCCAUUUAUUUAUAUAAAAUCUAACGUAGACAAUAAUACUAUUGACAAUAAAAUUAUAUAUUACAUGGAUUGUAGCGGUAGAUUGCAAUUUUAAAAUAAACAUUGUAUUAAUUCUAGUUUCUAACCAAAGAAACUUAUAUUAUUCAUGUCUUAGCAUAAAAUUACGUAAUCCUUGUAAUUGUAAGCUUGGUGAAAUUACUACUAUUCGCUGGAUUAUACAAUAAUUUAACACAUUAGCUUCAAUGUAUAACUGUUGUUGUGACUAGACGCUAAGUUUGUCCCGUAAAAGCCUGAAGGACGGCUGGUUCGCGUUCAGAGCGGUGUCCGAUGACAAAUGUACCUCGGUGCAUUUAUAUUCGAUAACCUAAUACUGAACUGAACCGACAAAAAAAAAUGCUUUAACUACAUUUAAAUAUUUCAAGUUAUCUAUCUUAUAAACUAGCUGAGCUCUCUCACUACUAAUAUGACGUAAAAAAUUCUCGUAAUGCAACAUAUCUCACAAAAUGGCCGCACUAUCGCUCAUAUCAAGAUGGCGGCGACGCAGUUGACAGAGCGAAAACAGUUGCCAUCAUUGUAUUUAAGAGUGUUGUUAACUAUUUAUGUGCUAGUUAUAUAUUGUCUAUAUAUCUUGACUAUAAGAUACGGCGAUGAUCGUCGACAAAACCUUACAGACUAUGAAGUUGGCUUUAACUAUAACAUAUGUAUUACGGCUUUAAGCUAGUCAAAUUCAUUCUUCAAUUUAUUGACGGAGAAACAGUCCCAUCCUACGAUUUAGCUAUACAUUAAUUUAUAUAUUAUUUUCUAUAAAUAUUCCCAUGUUGUACAAAUUAUUUUUUAUUUAACUUAGGACCGUGUAGCGGUACGCGUAUUGCAGUAACUAUAGAUGUUUUAAUUGUUAAAUUUAAUAUUAUUGUACUUAGAUUUCGCAUUUACAUAUCUUAUUUAACCUACAGAUGAUAUCGUUGGACACUGAUUAAACAUAUUACUGACAUAUCUGACAGAUGAAAAAAAAACGACAGUAUAUUCGUAACUUGUCUAUAUCUCUUUAACAUGUAAUCGUAAUUAGUUAAGUUUAAUAAAAGUUUGUUACGCGGUCUACAUCUGACAAUAAUGUGACAAUAAAGAUGGUGGAACGAUCUUAGGUAUUAGUUUAUAUGAAAUAGACCGCGUCUGUACGAUUAAUAUACAAGUAAUCUAACCAUGAAUAAUAUUUAAAAAAAAAAUGUAUUUUAAUUGGUGUUUUAUUUUUUGUGAAAUAAAGAUAGUUUACUCCGAG